Molecule: messenger RNA, 686 nt
Organism: Pseudophryne corroboree (corroboree frog)
Lineage: Eukaryota; Metazoa; Chordata; Amphibia; Anura; Myobatrachidae
Gene: TMEM203
Product: transmembrane protein 203
Exons: 2
Coding region: 194-604 (136 amino acids)
Biological process (GO): intracellular calcium ion homeostasis
Cellular component (GO): endoplasmic reticulum
Source: RefSeq, a predicted model, not a curated record
UCACUCACUGCUCGCCGCGCGCCAUAUGAUGACGUUGCCAUGUCCAAGGCAGUGAUGGCGGAAGUGAGGAGAGCAGCGACGGCGGUGGUAACGGUUGGCACAGAGCUCGCGUCUCCGCUAAGAUGAAUCUCCGCCUAUUCCGAAGCUGACGCCAGAGCUCGGAGUCCCGGAAGGCGUCCUCUGAUCCAGCACGAUGCUGUUCUCACUGAGGGAGUUGGUACAGUGGAUGGGAUUCUCCCAGUUUGAGAUAUUCAUCCACAUCUUGGCCCUGUUGGUGUUCACCAUCCUCCUGGCCAUCAAGGUAGACGGGUUCCUGCCAGACCUGGGCUGGUGGAACGUCUUCAUCCCGUUCUUCGCCGCGGAUGGACUGAGCACCUACUUCACCGCCAUCGUCACAGUGCGGCUGUUCCUGGACGGGGAGAAGCGCCAGGCCGUCCUGCGCCUCUUCUGGAUCCUCACCAUCCUGAGCCUCAAGUUUGUCUUUGAGAUGCUGCUGUGCCAGAAGCUGGUGGAAAAGACCAAGGAGCUCUGGUUUGGACUCAUCAUGUCGCCCAUAUUUAUCCUGCUGCAGCUGCUGAUGAUCAGAGCUUGCAGAGUGAACUAGUUGCGGAGAAAGACUGUAUUAUAGCGAGAUAUGGCUGCAGUAUUCCGCCCUGCAUGGUUAUUUAUUAAAACUUUAUAGUGUA